Botrytis cinerea B05.10 is the source of this 1606-nucleotide messenger RNA. RefSeq lists its product as hypothetical. The record is from RefSeq and is a predicted model, not a curated record. Bases 415 to 1359 code for a protein of 314 amino acids. The transcript has 2 exons. Gene Ontology annotation, biological process: intracellular manganese ion homeostasis. Gene Ontology annotation, molecular function: manganese ion transmembrane transporter activity; iron ion transmembrane transporter activity. Gene Ontology annotation, cellular component: fungal-type vacuole membrane. Lineage: Eukaryota; Fungi; Ascomycota; Leotiomycetes; Helotiales; Sclerotiniaceae.
GUAUAUAAAUGGAGAGCUUGUCCCAAGUGUCCAGUAGUUUCCACAUAGGUAGGGAAUGACAUCUAGCUCACAACUACCACCAUACCAUCCAACACAUAUAAAGAUCCAAGAAGUCCUCUCGAUUCAUCUCUAACUCAUAAGCCAAAACUUAACCAGAAAAUCAGUCAAAGCAUACACACGUACUCAACUCAAGAUACGAAGCUAUCAAAACAGUUGAAGGUCGAGAAUCAGAAUAGCCUCAAUUCUAUUCUCUAUCUUGAUAUCUAAACCAUCCAGCCUCGCUUCCUUUGAAAGUACAAUUGUAGCAGAUAAUUACCACGUAUCGUCGUUGGAUGACAUCACAAGUCAAGUACAACGUCUCCUAAGAAGAAACCCAACGUCACGUAAAGCCACACACCACCACCAACCAAAACCAUGGUUUUAGCCGUCCUGAAAAACAUCUUUUUCUAUCAAUCCGUCACUCCCAAAUCGCCCAAAUCAAAUCGAGAACGAGGAGUACCAAAAAUCGAUUUCAUUGCAUCGAGACAACCUCUCUUGCCACCGAAUACCAACACAACCCACAACUCGGAAUCAGUCGACGAACCUCACGAUGAUGACGAAAGCACUUUGGAUUUAGAAUCUCAAGAUUCCCGAUCAGAGAAGUCUUCAAAGAAGAAGGGAUGGAGAAUCGAUGCGAGAGUUAUUUCGGAUGCAACAAUUGGUUUAAGUGAUGGGUUGACAGUACCAUUUGCAUUGACAGCUGGAUUAUCGGCUUUUAACGAUUCGAAAAUCGUUAUAGGGGGAGGGAUGGCCGAGUUGAUUGCAGGGGCCAUUUCUAUGGGAUUGGGUGGAUAUCUUGCUGCUAAGAGCGAACUUGCAUCAUAUCAUGCUACACGAGAAAAGACCCUGGAACGAAUAGAAACCGAUCUUCAGGGCGUCUUAAACGAUCUCAUGGAAGAAUACGAACCAUACGAGUUUCCCAAAGAAGUCAUCACCGGUCAAUCGACUCAUCUUGCUCAGAUGCACCCGGAGCUUCUCACCGACUACAUAAUGCAAUUCCAACAUUGUGAAGAAGAACCCGCUACAUCUCGCGCCUUUACAUCUGCUCUUACAAUCUCGAUGGGAUAUUUCCUCGGUGGUCUCCUACCUUUAUUGCCUUACCUAUUCGUAGCCACGGUUGCCGAGGGAUUGUAUAUCUCAGUCGGGGUUAUGGUGAUAACACUGUUUAUCUUUGGAUAUGUCAAGACGGGUAUGAUAACAGGGUUCCAAGCAAAAUGUAUAGGAGGCAAUUGUUGGGGUGCUGCGGAAAUGGUUCUCAUUGGGGGUGUAGCGGCGGCUGCUGCGAUGGGAUUAGUGACAUUAUUUCAACCUGGAGUGUAGAUUCUAGAAGGAGUUGUCGAUUCGGUUGAAAUGAUGGAUAGGCGACUGGGAUAUGCUCGAACGAAUUUAUGAAUUGAUGAUGGCGUUCAAUGGAGAUGGGUCCGGUAAUUCAUUAUGGAAAUAAAAUGGGUUUGGACGGCGGCGUUCAAGGAAAAUACACCAUCGAGAAUAUCGAUCGAGUUGUUUUAUUCCUCUCUGUAUCUGUUCAUAAAAUAGGAUAGCUGUCCAAUAGCAUUGGGAUUUCACA